This is a messenger RNA of Cebus imitator (Panamanian white-faced capuchin), 1258 nucleotides long. Its product is annotated as CLK4-associating serine/arginine rich protein-like. The transcript has 4 exons. The record is from RefSeq and is a predicted model, not a curated record. NCBI's taxonomy places the organism in Eukaryota, Metazoa, Chordata, Mammalia, Primates, Cebidae. Bases 1 to 1104 code for a protein of 367 amino acids.
AUGAGAAUGCUAAGCCCUUCAGCAGCCGGCACUAAUCAAUUACCCAUUACUGAUAAACGGCCGGAGCCACUGGAAAUUUUAAAAAAGGAAAAGGCGCUAUUUGCCACCUCCUGCCUCGCGCAGCGUGGGCCUCCCAGAGCCUGUCCUGCCAGCGCCGCGCAGGGUCCCAGUCAACGAGGCCGUCAAGGGCCUGAGGGGGGCGCCCUCGCCGCGGGGAACACUGGAAAUGCCUCGGGGGCGGACUCAGAGGACCGAAAGCUGGUGGAGGAGAGGGCGAGCGGCUGCGAGGAGCGACGAGACUGGCGCGGGGACGACGCGGCGGAGGCAAUCGGAAGAGAAACGAGGCCGGGCGAGGAGGAGGAAAUCCAGCCGAUGAAGGGGAGCUGCCGCCGAGGAGGGAGGCGGGUCCCUUCUGCUGCCGCCGCUGCUGCUGUUCCGGGACGCCGCCCGGGGAGCCCGCCCGCCCCUGCACCGCGGCGCAGGUUUGCGAGCCGACUUGUCAGCCAGCCAAGAAAAGGAAGCUCCGUCCCUUCCCGCUCACCCGGCUUCCCCACCCCUUGUACUCUAAACCCUGCAGCGGCCGAGCGGCGCGGCCACGGAGGCGCCGAGGAGGAGCGAGCCGCCGCCGGGCAGCGGCGUGCCCUCGGGGGAGAGGGCGCCGGAGAGGAGGCGGCGACGCGGCGGCGAGGGCGCGGCGCGCGAUGGCAGCUGCUUAGCCCGGCGGGCGCGGAGCAGCCCCGAGCUGUGGCUGGCCAGGCGGUGCGGCUGGGCAGGGGAAGCCGCCGCCGCUGCAUCCCGGCCAGGAGAGAUGAGCACGGAGGCAGGCGAGGGCAUCACUUUCUCCGUGCCGCCCUUCGCCCCCUCGGGGUUCUGCACCAUCCCCGAGGGCGGCAUCUGCAGGAGGGGAGGAGCGGCGGCGAUAGGCGAGGGCGAGGAGCACCAGCUGCCACCGCCGCCGCCGGGCAGCUUCUGGAACGUGGAGAGCGCCGCUGCCCCUGGCAUCGGGUGUCCCGCGGCCACCUCCGCAAGCAGUGCCACCCGGUGCCGGGGCAGCUCUGGUGGUGGAGGCAGCCGACGGACCACGGUGGCAUAUGUGAUCAAUGAAGCGAGCCAGGGGCAACUGGUGGUGGCCGAGAGCGAGGCCCUGCAGAGCCUGCGAGAGGCGUGCGAGGCGGUGGGCGCCACCUUGGAGACCCUGCAUUUUGGGAAACUGGACUUUGGAGAAACCACGGUUCUGGACCGCUUUUACAAUGCAGGU